Rhipicephalus sanguineus (brown dog tick) is the source of this 3587-nucleotide messenger RNA. Its product is annotated as diacylglycerol lipase-beta. The transcript is spliced from 14 exons. Bases 1 to 2199 code for a protein of 732 amino acids. The record is from RefSeq and is a predicted model, not a curated record. Lineage: Eukaryota; Metazoa; Arthropoda; Arachnida; Ixodida; Ixodidae. Gene Ontology annotation, biological process: lipid metabolic process.
AUGUGUCCAUGGCGGCAGGCGGGCCAGAUGGAGCAGUCUGAGGUCUCGGCGGGAAAUCGACCUACAGAUCGUUCGUCACGCAAGCACUACAGAGGACCCGCCAUGCCGAGCAUCGUGCUCUUCCGUCGUCGCUGGAUCAUCGCCAACGACGACCUGUACCUGCCGCCACUCUUGGAGGCAAUCUGCAGGCUCGGAUGGUUGGUGGCGUCCGGCAUGCUCCUCUGGGAGCACAGACCCCUGUGGUUGUGCGGCGACUCCGACUGGCUCGCGUUUGCCUACCAGCUCGGGGCGCAGGUCUUCUGCCUGCUGGUCAUCGGCUCGGACCUCGCGCUAUCCGCCAUCGACAGCCGAGGAGCCAUCGUGGCGAGCAGCACACGGAGGGCGCAGAUUCCAAUACUGUACGUCCGGAGCUUCAUGCUGCUCGCCGAGACGGUGUGGCACGCCCUGGGCACGGCCAAGGUCUUCUUCUACAGGGACUCCUGCGUGCCACUGGACCUCUGGCAGCAGUUAGAGACGCUGGUGAUCGUGGCCUGGGGCAUCGUGCUGGUGCUGCUGCUGUUAGUGUACGCGCUGUACGACCCGGCUGGAUCGCUCAAGCACAACCCGUUUCGGGACAUCGGUGACGUCGAGGUCAGCCGCGACGUCAAGACGUUCUUCCUCCAGCCCUCGGACAAAGGGCACCGCCGACGAGCACGCCUCUGGUUCGCCAGGCUGCGCCGUUUCUUCUGCUGCGCGAGCGACACAGAGGACAGCCCGCAAGCCUACGAGCACAUGGCCGAGUACGCCGCGUACUUGUUCGAGGACGUGGACAUCACGCCAUCGGACAUGUUCUCGGCUCUGGUUCUCUUGCGCAAGAAACAGCGCCGCCAACUGGCGCGCAUGGGCUCUACCUCCGAGGAGUCGCGAGAGGGCAUGACGGUGCCCUACUGCCUCACCGACUCCUCUUCCUCCGCGCCAGUGGAUAAGGCUCCGUGCAGCAACGGUGUGCCAAACGGUGCGGCAGCGACACCUACAGCAGCCGCGUGGCCGGUGGCCGGUGUGACAUCUACAGGGCCACAUCCGUGGAUGAACCCGGAGCAGGCAUUGUAUUACCUCAAGUUCGCCUGGGGCAUCUACGGCUGGCCGGCUUACAUGGCCUCGCACGUCUUGACGGGUCUUUGCGACCUGUGGGCCGGGAUCAGGUGUUGCACCUGCUUGCGCGGCGGCAGCGGCAACGUGUCGGGCGACAACUGCUGCGAGUGCCACGCGGCCACGGUCAAGCACUUGACCCAGGUGCGGCCCGAGGACCUACUAUUCUCGUCGUUCUCAAACGGCCUGUACCGGGUACCCUUCUACGUGGCCCUAGACCACCGCACCAACGCCAUCCUGGUGGUGGCCCGAGGGACUCUGUCGGUGGCCGACGCGCUCACCGACUCCGUGACGGCUGCGGCCAAGAUGCCGGACGGCGUGGGCCUGUGCCACCAGGGCGUGCUAAAGAGCGCCCUGCAGAUCCUGGGUCAGCUGGACGAGCCGCUGGCGAAGGCCACGGCCCGCCACCCGAACUACACCCUGGUGCUCACGGGACACAGCCUGGGCGCGGCUGUCGCUUCCGUGCUCGGCAUCCUCCUCAGGCCGAAGUUUCCGAACCUACGCUGCUACGCCUUCUCUCCACCCGGAGGAAUCCUGGACGUGGAAAGGGCCCGCGAGACACGCGACUUCGUGAUGACCAUCGUUGUGGGAGACGACCUAGUGUGCCGGCUGGGGUUCUCGCAGGUGAACAAGUUCAAGCGAGAGGUGGUCAGCUGCCUGCUGCAAUGCGACAUGAACAAGAACGUCCUCAACAGGCACGGUCUUGAGGCGCUAUUCUGUUGCCGCCGCCUGACGCCUCCGCUGAAGGACAAGGAGGCCUUUGAGAAGAUCAACGCCCCGAAUGGAAAGCUCGCCGAGGGCCUGAGGCCACGCGACAAGCAGGGAGUCGAACCGGCGUCCCUCGAUCUCAUCCUGGACAAGGGGGUUCCCGCGAUCGAAUGGCCCGAGAUGCACAUGCCCGGCAAGAUCCUACACUUCAUCAGGGAAGGAAAGCGAGCAGAGUACCAGAUGUUCUGGACGUCUCCGGAGUACUUCGACCACCUCGUGGUCAGUCCGCGCUGCUUCAAGGACCACAUGCCGGACGUCGUCUACGACGCGCUGCGAAGCGUCUGCACCGUCACGGCGCUCUGACCAUGCCGACGCUGUGUUCUCGUACGCCGACUGCGACCAACAGACAACAACAACAACAACAACAAAAAAAAAAACAGACUUUGAAGCGAAACGCGCGGUUCACCGAAGCUCGGAGCCCAUCAAAUUUCGCGAUGUUGAAGCGAGGAGAACGCCUGAUUGUGAGCGCCUGUGUUUGAACGCUCGAGUGCGAACGGCUGUGUGUUUAACGCCCCGCGUUGGCAAACAAGGUGUAAUCUACAUACGGGUCCAGCAGAAGUUGCUCACGAUUAACCAAAGAACUGAAUGUGAGCUUCAUCAUUCCGAGAGGAAUUCCAGUACCUCUCUUCCCUAACCACAACCCAGUGGUUUGUGCCAUCUGUGACCACCAGGGAUCGCUGCAAAAGCCGUAUGCGAUCGUGCACGUGUCGUGUCAUGGCUACGUCGAGUAUGUGUCGAAGUACUCUUGGUAGGCUAUUAACGGAUCUUCCAGAGGACCUGAAGUGUUGCGAAGGGUCUGAAGUGGAAGCUGCUUGAAGGAGCUAGAGCUUUCGCGUGACGACCCGGUGACUCGGACGUCACAGAGAAGUUCGUCGAAUUUUACGCACGGAAGAGUACGCGAGAGUCGCAUUUUCACGAUGUCGUAAUCAUCACGCUGCAUCUGCAUGGCUGAUAUUUAAUCUAUGGGUAACAAGAAAGCAUUCCCCGAAGACUUUUAGUUUUAGAGAGAGAACUCUACUACACCAUGCCUCCCAAGGUCAUUCACCGCGUCGCAAUGACCUUGAGCCGCUGGAGCGCGAGCCACCGGAGCGCAAGCGUGGCAGGCGUGACGUCACGCCACGUGAUCCACUGCGGAGAGGCAUCGCAGUGCCGCGGCACUACGUCACUAGGCGAAGGUAAACCACCAACAGAAGCUGCGUCAAACGUGCCUCAUCGGCUGACUUAUCGUCACUGCGUCUCGUGCGAGUGUGAGUGCAGACACAUAUAUACACAUUUUGACUGGUUAAUUUGUUCGUGUGUGGAUAGUCGCGUAGUUCGUGGUGGACAUACUGAAAAACAAUUGCGGAGCUCUGUAUUGCUCCGUAUUUCGUUUUGUGUGAAUAACCGCGAAAUUCGUGAAGCAAUGGCCAGCAUUGUGCGCUUAGAGGACAACUGCGCUGACUUCCAUCCAACCGAGUUGUCACUUUGCGCAACUCCAUAUUCUUUACCAUUUUUUUUCUGUUUCUUAGCGUAAAGCCAACGUUCCGACGAAUUUCUCAGUUGUUGGCCUGGCAAAAUACUAGACGCCUCGUCCGAACGCUUGCUUUACGCUAAGGACUUCCUUGUGCAGCCACUGUUGAGCCCAUCAGCCUUGUGUUACAGCUCCAUUCACCCGCCCCAUAAACUAGAAAAGCAGCGAAGUGCUCUUGUAA